Molecule: messenger RNA, 1101 nt
Organism: Symbiodinium sp. CCMP2592
Lineage: Eukaryota; Dinophyceae; Suessiales; Symbiodiniaceae
Source: the annotation of a GenBank genome assembly
AUGGACGAUGGGCGGCGCUACCGCCGUGAGGAGCUCGUGGCAGCCCUGGAGAUCCACUUCCAGCACGUGGCGCCGAUGUACAAGGGGAAUUACUACCUUUGUGUGGGACCCAAGUGGAGCGACUGGCAAGCAGUUCGCAUCACGGACCUAUCGGUGCCCCAGUUCAAGCUCCGGGAUGAGACUGGUAAGGACUUUCAGCUUCUGGCGCAGUCUGGCUUCCUCUGGGGCGGCGCGGCCUUUAGCAAGCAAGUUCAGGUAGCUAAAGGGGCCGAAGGGGCAGAAGGCAUCGUGCGGAAGAUCACGCCCAUGCUCUUUGGCCUGAAGCAGGCCAUGUUUCUGCAACUCUUUGCUCCGCACUUUGCCUGCGUGCCCAAGCUGGUAGGCCACCAGUCGGGUCGGCGCCCGCUCUGGAGCUUGGUGGCGAUGGAGCAAUUGGAUGGCCCAGACCUGCUGUCUCAUAUGAAGCAAAUGAGAGAGCAACAAGAUGUGUUUGACCUUCUGGUCGCGACGGUGGAUCUUCUCUGCUGCUUGUUGCAGCACGGUGUCCGGCACAAUGACUUGUGGGCCUCCAACGUCAUGGUCCUCCCUGUGGGAGCCGUCGACGCCGAGGAGCAGGGCUCGUUACGGUCUCGAAUCCGUCUGGUUGCGAUCGAUUUUGAAGCGGCUGAGCUGACCUCUGAGGGACUCUACGACUUUAUCGACGAGGCCCUCUCGCUUGGGAGCAAUGGAACCCCACUGAGUCGGGCACGAGACUUUCUUCAGGACUCUGGCGUGCAUGCAGUGGAACUGCCUCCCUUGGCUCCAACCUUCCACGUAGCCGAGGGCCUGGAAGCAAGCGAAAUUGUGCUUGAGAAGUGGACCGACCGAGGAAUGCUGGGAAGUGUUCUGAAGCAUCAUCUCUUCGAUAGCCCGGAGACCGAGUAUCUUUCGGUACUGGCCGAACCAUAUCGGCACAUUGUUGAAGCGCUUCUGCACGAAGGACCCGAGUGUGAGGUCCAUGAUUCGACUUCCUGUGAGUCGGGGGAGAGCCCUGUCCAGCAUGACGGCUGGCGACUCCAGGACAUUCGCACAAUGCUGAAGAUGAUGCGAGAGGUUCCAUAA